Messenger RNA from Phragmites australis (common reed), 660 nucleotides. RefSeq lists its product as uncharacterized. NCBI's taxonomy places the organism in Eukaryota, Viridiplantae, Streptophyta, Magnoliopsida, Poales, Poaceae. The record is from RefSeq and is a predicted model, not a curated record. Bases 23 to 397 code for a protein of 124 amino acids. The transcript is spliced from 3 exons.
GAGAGAGAGAGAGAGGAUUGGGAUGGCGGCGAUGCGAUCGGCGCUGGCGAUGCUCUCCCGCCGUACUUGCGGCUCCUCUGGAUCCUCGGCAGCCGCGUCCAUGGGCGGAAGAGGGCUUGAGAUCCACCAAGUUUUCCGGCCCGCGGCGCCAAGGACGCCGCCGCUCCGGCCUGCGGCCUUCCGUAACCUUGAGAGCCAGCGACAUUUCUCAACUGGGGGUAGGGAGCCGGCAGACAAAGCUGAUACGUGGUGGCAACGGGUUAAAUACCGUGUGAAAAAUGCUGAUAUAGAAGAGAGGAGCAGAGCUCUCUUUGUGUAUUCAGUUUUUACUGGAGAGACGGUGGGAGUCUAUAUGGUUAAGUUUACAGUGGACAUCUAUCGACAAAUUCUGGAUUGAUUGCACUUUCGCGGUUGCCUAGCUUGUUGGUCCUAUUUAUCCUAGUAUUUCUCUUUGUGGAGUAGUAUAUGUUUAGGUGACUGGCAAACAUCUUAAACAUGCCGUAGGUACAUGUGUGCACAAAUCGCAACCUCCAAAGCUUUUUUUUGGCGCUUGGUCAUGCUGCUGCCUCAAGAGCUGCCGUGGCAACCUGGAACUUGCCAUUCCAGAUAGCACUCACGGCUUGCAUUUACUGUUUUAGAAGAAGAAUUUCUCGUUUUUCG